AUGGAGAGCACCCGGCAUUCGCCCUCCAUGCCGGGCAGGCCGUGGUGGCGCGUGGUCCAGGAGGUGUCACGGGCUGGAGCUGCUCAGGCCGCUCGCUCGGUCUCCGCUCCCGGGUGCCUUCAGCACGCGCAGGCGCUAGGCUUGGACGCGCUGCCCGCCUCCUCUGACCUCAACAGGCCGGUUGCUUACCCGCGAGUCCCGCGCGGCGAGGGGCGGGCUGAAGGCGGUGCCGAGCGCUGGCCACGCCCCUCCGGGAAAAUAGACUUGUGGAAUGCAGCAUGUGAGCUCCUCUGUGCUGCAGCACGUGGGCGCGCAGCCCCUUUGCAGACCUGGGUCCGUAGCAGCCGGUUGCACCUGGAACACACUCCCCGGCUUAAGUUUGCUCAGAGCCACCCGUGGGAACAGAUUGGUCGUCCCCUCUUCACCUCCCACCAAGUCCUCUCCGUCCUGCGGAGAGUACACUUCCCUCCGUCUCCGGACCUAUACUUUGGAGCUCCCGUGGUCACGGACACCAGGUUCACAGAUUCACGGCGUAGGCCAGCAUGUAAAGUUGACAGUAUCUUGAGCCUCAUAUCUUCCUGCCUGGUCCUGAACUCACUAUGUAAGGCCAACCUGGCUUUGAACUCAGAUCCAUCUGUUAUGAUUGGCUUAAAAACACACCACACAUAGGACAGAUCUGGUUCUCACUAGGUAGUUCCGGUCUGGAACUUGCUAUAUAUGCCGAGCUGAAGUUGAAGAUCCACCUGUCUUCUGCCUCCCGAGUACUCCGAUUAAAGGGUGUGCCACCGUGCCUGACAGGAAUUGUUCUUAAAUUGUAGUUUAUUUAUUUACUGACCGGUGGGAAGGGUGGAAGGGAGAGGAUAGGGUGUAGAGGGGAAGAUGCUCUCCUGUCACAUUGUGAAUGUGGAGGUCACAAGACAACCUGCAGGAGUUGGUCCUUUCCUUCCACCCCGUGGGUUCCAGGAAUCUCACUCGGGUGCCUGGUUUUGUGGCAUGUGUCUCUCCUGCUGAAUCAACUACACAUCCCGCUUUACAAGAUUGCUAACCUUUAACAUCAUCAUGAUUCAGGGUUGGGUUUUGCCUGGCAUGCUUUGCAUACUGAAACAUUUGAGGAUUUGGGAAUCAAAUGUGGACAGAGCUGCCUGGCAAA
This is a messenger RNA of Meriones unguiculatus (Mongolian gerbil), 1150 nucleotides long. RefSeq lists its product as uncharacterized. The coding region runs from base 1 to 669 and encodes 222 amino acids. The record is from RefSeq and is a predicted model, not a curated record. Lineage: Eukaryota; Metazoa; Chordata; Mammalia; Rodentia; Muridae. The transcript is spliced from 4 exons.